Molecule: messenger RNA, 555 nt
Organism: Magnolia sinica
Lineage: Eukaryota; Viridiplantae; Streptophyta; Magnoliopsida; Magnoliales; Magnoliaceae
Exons: 2
Coding region: 1-555 (184 amino acids)
Molecular function (GO): RNA-DNA hybrid ribonuclease activity; nucleic acid binding
Source: RefSeq, a predicted model, not a curated record
AUGUCAGAAAAUCUCAUCAUCUCCAAAGUUUCUCACUGGCUGAGAGAGAUCGGCUCUUCCAUUCUCGACUUGGACAAGUAUUCUAUGGCAGAAAGCAUCAUUCUCCAGGCUCUGAUGAUCAAUAGAUCCAACCUUCAUUCUGCAGGUAAACUCAUCAUAGUUAGAUGGACAAAGCCCCCAAAAGAUAGGUUGAAAUUAAAUAUCGAUGGUUCAUCGAGAGGCAACCCAGGAGAGAGUGGAGGAGGGAGUGUAUGCAAGGAUCACCUAUGCAGGAUCAUCAUCGCUUACCAUAGAUACUAUGGGUCAGCUUCAAACACGGUUGUAGAAGCUCAGGCCAUGUUAGAUGGGCUGAACAUUUGCUCCAAUCUGGGCCUCGCCAAUAUCAUUGUGGAAACUGAUUCCAAGCUCAUUGCGAAUGCGACGGAGGAUUCGUUAGCCCCCAAUCCUUGGAAUAUCUGGCAUUCGCAUGUUUUUUCUUCUGCCCAUUCGGAAUCUGAUCUGCUGAAGGCAUCUGAAGUACUGAAAAGAGUUGUCUGUGCUCUCAGAUUAGAGUGA